AUGGGAGAUAUUCAGGGUGGGAAAGGAUGUGGUCUGAUAAUGGGAAAGUUAAGUCCAAGUUACAAGAGAAAUUCAGGGAUGCCCUCUGCAUCUUUAUUAGUAAAUCUUCUUUCAGCUUUAUUCAUCCCUUUUGUGUUUGGAGAAACAGAGAUCAGGUUUGCCGGACAAACAGAAUUUGUAGUUAAUGAAACAAGUACAACAGUUAUUCGUCUUGUCGUUGAAAGGAUAGGAGACCCAGCAAAUGUUACUGCAAUUGUAUCGCUGUAUGGAGAUGACACUGGGGACUUUUUUGACACAUAUGCUGCAACUUUUAUACCCUUUGGAGAAACCAAUAGGACAGUGUACAUAGCAGUAUGUGAUGACGAUUUUCCAGAGCCGGAUGAAACUUUCAUUUUUCACUUAACUUUACAGAAACCUUCAGCAAAUGUGAAGCUUGGAUGGCCCAGGACUGUUACUGUGACAAUAUUAUCAAAUGACAAUGCAUUUGGGAUUAUUUCCUUUAAUAUGCCUUUCUCAAUCACAGUGAGUGAGCCCAGAGGCAGAAAUGAAUCUGUGCCUCUUACUCUCAUCAGAGAAAAAGGAACCUAUGGGAUGGUGACUGUGACUUUUGAGGUAGUGGGUGGCCCAUAUCCACCUGAAGAAGAUUUAAGUCCAGUUAAAGGAAAUAUCACUUUUCCUCCAGGCAAAGCAACGGUAGCUUAUAACUUGACAGUACUUGAUGAUGAGGUACCAGAAAAUGAUGAAAUAUUUUUGAUUCAACUGAAAAGUGUAGAAGGGGGAGCUGAGAUCAAUACCUCCAGGAGCUCAGUUGAGAUCAUUGUUAAGAAAAAUGACAGUCCUGUGAGAUUCAUUCAGAAUGUUUAUUUGGUACCCGAGGAAGACCACAUACUCACAAUUCCAGUGGUUCGUGGAAAAGAUGACAGUGGAAAUCUGAUUGGAUCUGAUGACUGUGAAGUUUCUAUCAGUUAUGUUAUUAUAACUGGGAAUUCAACAGCACAUGCCCAGCAAAAUUUAGACUUCAUUGAUCUUCAGCCAAACACAACUAUUGUUUUUCCACCUUUUAUUUAUGAAUCACACCUGAAAUUUCAAAUAGUGGAUGAUGCCAUACCAGAGAUUGCUGAAUCGUUUCAAGUUAUGUUACUAAAAGAUACUUUACGGGGAGAUGCUGUGCUGUUAGGCCCUUCUGUUGUACAAGUCACCAUUAAGCCAAAUGACAAACCUUACGGUGUCCUCUCAUUCAACAGUGUCUUGUUUGAAAGGACAGUUAUAAUUGAUGAAGAUACAACAACAAGAUUUGAAGAAAUUACAGUGGUUAGAAAUGGUGGCACUCACGGAAAUGUUUCCGUGAACUGGGUGUUGACACGCAAUAGCAGUGAUCCCUCACCAGUAACGACAGAUAUCAGGCCAAGAUCUGGAGUUCUCCAUUUUGCACAAGGGCAGAUGUUGGCAUCAGUUCCUCUCACUGUCGUUAAUGAUGAUCUUCCAGAAGAGGCAGAAGCUUACCUACUUCAGAUUCUACCUCAUACGAUACGAGGAGGUGCAGAAGUGAGCGAACCAGCGGAGCUUUUGUUCUACAUUCAGGAUAGUGAUGAUGUUUAUGGCCUAAUAACAUUUUUUCCUGUGGAAAACCAGAAGAUUGAAAGUAGCCCAGGUGAACGAUGUUUAUCGUUGAGUCUUACAAGACUGGGAGGAACUAAAGGAGAUGUGAAGAUAUUUUAUUCUGCAUUUUAUAUUCCUGCUGGAGCUGUGGACCCUUUGCGAGCAAAAGAUGGCAUCUUAAAUAUAUCCAAGAGAAGCAGUCUCAUUUUUCCAGAACAGAAAACCCAAGUCACUAUAAAAUUGCCAAUAAGAAGUGAUGCAUUCCUUCAAAAUGGAGCCCACUUUUUAGUACAGUUGGAAGCUGUGGAGUUGGUGAAUAUAGUUCCCCCAAUCCCACCUAUAAGUCCUAGAUUUGGGGAGAUCCAAAAUAUUUCUUUGGUGGUUACUCCAGACAUUGCAAAUGGAGAAAUUGGCUUUAUUAGCAAUCUUCCAAUCAUUUUGCAUGAGCCGGAAGAUUUUGCUGCUGAAGUGGUAUGCAUUCCCUUACAUCGGGAUGGAACUGAUGGCCAGGCUACUGUCCACUGGAGUUUGAAGCCCUCUGGCUUUAAUUCAAAAGCAGUGACCCUGGACGAUAUAGGACCCUUUAAUGGCUCUGUUGUGUUUUUAUCUGGGCAGAGUGACACAACAAUCAACAUUACUGUCAAAGCUGAUGACAUACCGGAAAUGAAUGAGACAGUAACACUUUCUCUAGACAGGGUCAGUGUGGAAAACCAAGUGCUGAAAUCUGGAUAUACAAGCCGUGACCUAAUUAUUUUGGAAAAUGAUGAUCCUGGGGGAGUUUUUGAAUUUUCUCCUGCUUCCAGAGGACCCUAUAUUAUAAAAGAAGGAGAAUCUAUAGAGCUCCACAUCAUCCGACAUAGGGGAGCACUGGUUAAGCAGUUUCUACACUACCGAAUAGAGCCAAGAGAUAGCAAUGAAUUCUAUGGUAACACAGGAGUACUGGAAUUUAAACCUGGGGAAAGGGAGAUCGUAAUCACCUUGCUGACAAGAUUGGAUGGGAUACCAGAGUUGGAUGAACAUUAUUGGGUGGUCCUUACCAGCCAUGGUGAACGGGAAAGCAAGUUGGGAAGUGCUACAAUUGUCAACAUAACGAUUCUAAAAAAUGAUGAUCCUCAUGGGAUUAUAGAAUUUGUUUCUGAUGAUCUAAUUGUUACGAUAAAUGAAAGUAAAGGAGAAAAUACCUAUAGUGCUGUUUAUGGUGUAAUAAGAAAUCGAGGCAACUUUGGUGAUGUUAAUGUAUCAUGGGUUGUUAGUCCAGAUUUUACACAAGAUGUGUUUCCUGUCCGAGCGACUGUUUUCUUUGGAGACCAGGAAUUUUUAAAAAAUAUCACCAUUUACUCCCUUCCAGAUGAGAUUCCAGAGGAAAUGGAGGAAUUUACUAUUAUCCUACUUAAUGCCACUGGAGGAGCUAAAAUAGGAAAUAAAACUACUGCUACUCUGAGGAUUAGAAGAAAUGAUGACCCCAUUUAUUUUGCAGAGCCUCGUGUAGUGAGGGUUCGGGAAGGUGAGACUGCUGACUUUAAAGUUCUCAGAAAUGGAUCUGUUGAUGUUCCCUGCACCGUCCAAUAUGCUACCAUGGAUGGGAAGGCUACUGCCAGAGAGGGAGACUUUGUUCCCAUUGAAAAAGGAGAAAUGCUCAUUUUUGCAGUUGGAAGUAGAGAGCAGAACAUAUCUGUAUUCAUUACGGAAGAUGAUAUCCCAGAAACAGAUGAGCCCUUUUAUAUAAUCCUCUUUAACUCAACAGGUGAUACAGUUGUAUAUCCAUAUGCAAUAGCUACAGUGAUAAUUGAAGCUAAUGAUGACCCAAAUGGUAUUUUUUCUUUGGAGCCCAUAGACAAAGCAGUCGAAGAAGGAAAGACUAAUUCAUUUUGGAUUUUGAGGCACCGGGGACACUUUGGCAAUGUUUCUGUGGCUUGGCAGCUCUUUCAGAAUGAUUCUGCUUUGCAACCUGGACAAGAGUUCUAUGAAACUUCAGGGACUGUUAACCUUAUGGAUGGAGAAGGAGCCAAACCAAUAAUUCUCCAUGCUUUUCCAGACAAAAUUCCUGAAUUCAACGAGUUUUAUAUUUUAAAGCUUGUAAACAUUUCAGGUGGGUCCCCAGGUCCUGGGGGCCAGCUGGCAGCAACCAACCUCCAGGUGACAGUAAUGAUACCAUUCAAUGAUGAUCCCUUUGGAGUUUUCAUCUUGGAUCCAGAGUGCUUAGAGAGAGAAGUGGCAGAAGAUGUCCUCUCGGAAGACGCUAUGUCUUAUAUCACCAACUUUACCGUUCUGAGACAGCAGGGCACCUUUGGUGAUGUACGAGUAGGCUGGGAAGUAUUGUCUAGUGAGUUCACUGCUGGUUUGCCUCCAGUGAUAGAUUUUUUGCUGGCUGGAAUUUUUCCCAGCACCGUGCAUUCACAGCCACACAUGAGGCGUCACCAUAGUGGAACAGAUGCAUUGUACUUCAGUGGACUAGAGGGUGCAUUUGGAACUGUUAAUCCAAAAUACCAUCCCUCGAGGAACAACUCAAUUGCCAACUUUACAUUUUCAGCUUGGGUAAUGCCCAAUGCCAAUACGAAUGGAUUUGUUAUAGCAAAGGAUGAUGGUAAUGGAGGCAUCUACUAUGGGGUAAAAAUUCACACAAAUGAAUCCCACGUGACACUUUCCCUCCAUUACAAAACUCUGGGUUCCAAUGCUACGUAUGUUGCCAAGACCACUGUCAUGAAAUAUUUGGAAGAAAAUGUUUGGCUGCAUCUUCUAAUUGUCCUGGAUGAUGGUAUAAUUGAAUUCUACCUUGAUGGAAAUGCAAUGCCCAGAGGAAUCAAGAGUCUGAAAGGAGAAGCCAUUACUGAUGGUCCAGGAACAUUGAGAAUUGGGGCAGGAGUGAAUGGCAACGACAGAUUUACAGGUCUGAUGCAGGAUGUGAGGUCCUAUGAGCGGAAAUUGACCCUUGAAGAAAUUUAUGAACUUCACGCCAUGCCAGCCAAGAGUGAUUUGCAUCCUGUUUCUGGAUAUCUGGAAUUCAGACAGGGAGAAACUAACAAAUCAUUCAUUAUUUCUGCAAGAGAUGACAAUGAAGAGGAAGGAGAAGAAUUAUUCAUUCUUAAGCUAGUUUCUGUAUAUGGAGGAGCUCGCCUUUCCGAAGAGAAUACUACAGCAAGAUUGGUAAUACAAAAAAGUGACAAUGCCAAUGGCUUGUUUGGUUUCACAGGAUCCUGUAUACCAGAGAUUGCAGAGGAGGGAUCCACCAUUUCGUGUGUAGUGGAGCGAACCAGAGGAGCUCUGGAUUAUGUGCAUGUUUUUUACACUAUUUCACAGAUCGAAUCUGAUGGUGUUAAUUACCUUGUUGAUGAUUUUGCUAAUGUCAGUGGAAGUAUCACAUUCCUUCCUUGGCAGAGAUCAGAGGUCCUGAAUAUUUAUGUCCUUGAUGAUGAUAUUCCUGAGCUUAAUGAGUAUUUCCGUGUGACCUUGGUUUCUGCGAUUCCUGGAGAUGGGAAAAUAGGUUCGACUCCCACCAGUGGUGCAAGCAUAGACCCUGAAAAGGAAACAACAGAUAUCACCAUCAAAGCGAGUGAUCAUCCAUAUGGCUUGCUACAGUUCUCCACUGGGCCGCCUCCGCAGCCUGAGGACACAAUGACCCUGCCUGCAAGCAGUGUUCCCCACGUCACUGUGCAGGAGGAAGAUGGAGAAGUUAGGCUGUUGGUCGUCCGUGCACAAGGGCUCCUGGGGAGGGUUAUGGCAGAAUAUAGAACAGUGUCACUGACAGCAUUCAGUCCUGAAGACUACCAGAGUGUUGCUGGUACCUUAGAAUUUCAACCAGGAGAAAGAUUUAAGUACAUUUCUGUAAAUAUCACUGAUAAUUCUAUUCCUGAAUUGGAGAAAUCCUUUAAAGUUGAGUUGUUAAACUUGGAAGGAGGAGUGCCUGAACUCUUUAGGGUUGAUGGCAGUGGUAGUGGUGAUGGGGACAUGGAAUUCUUCCUUCCAGCUAAUCACAAACGUGCCAGUCUAGGAGUGGCUUCCCAAAUUCUAGUGACAAUUGCAGCCUCUGACCAUGCUCAUGGUGUAUUUGAAUUUAGCCCUGAGUCACUGGCUGUCAGUGGAACUGAACCAGAAGAUGGAUACAGUACUGUUAUAUUCAAUAUUAUGAGAAGUCAUGGGGCUCUGUCUCGAGUGAUUUUGCUUUGGAGCGUAGACUCUGACCCUGACGGCGAUCUGGCCUUCACCUCUGGCAAUGUCACAUUUGAGAUUGGACAGAAGAGCGCCAACAUCACAGUGGAAAUAUUGCCUGAUGAAGAUCCAGAACUGGAUAAAACAUUCUCUGUGACCAUCCUCAGCGUCUCCAGUGGCUCUCUAGGCGUUCAUACUAAUGCCACACUAAUUGUUUUGGCUAGUGAUGAUCCUUACGGGGUCUUCAUCUUUUCUGAGAAAAAUAGACCUAUUAAAGUGGAGGAAGCAACCCAGAACAUCACGUUGUCAAUAAUAAGGUUAAAAGGCCUCUUGGGAAAAGUUAAAGUCACAUAUGCAACACUGGAUGAUAUGGAAAAGCCACCUCAUUUUCCACCUAAUUUAGCCAGAGCAACUCAAGGGAAAGACUACAUACCAGCUUCUGGAUUUGCUGUUUUUAGAGCCAAUCAGAGUGAGGCAACAAUAACUGUUUCAGUCUUGGAUGAUGAUGAGCCAGAAAGGUCGGAGUCUUUGUUUGUUGAACUACUCAACUCUACUUUAACAGAGAAAGUGCAGAAUCGCCCAAUUCCAAACUCUCCACGCCUAGGGCCUAAGGUAGAAGCUAUUGCUCAGUUAAUUAUCAUUGCCAAUGAUGAUGCCUUCGGAAUUCUUCAGCUCUCAGCACCAGUUGUUCGAGUAGCAGAAAAUCAUGUUGGACCCAUUAUCAAUGUGACAAGAACAGGAGGAGCAUUUGCAGAUGUUUCUGUGAAGUUUAAAGCUGUGCCAAUAACUGCAGUAGCUGGUGAAGAUUAUAGUAUAGCUUCAUCGGAUGUGGUCUUACUAGAAGGGGAAACCAGUAAAGCUGUGCCAAUAUAUAUCAUUAAUGACAUCUACCCUGAGCUGGAAGAAUCUUUUCUUGUGCAACUGCUGAAUGAAACAACAGGAGGGGCGAAACUCGGGGCGUUAACAGAGGCAAUCAUUAUUAUUGAGGCCUCUGAUGAUCCCUAUGGAUUAUUUGGUUUUCAGAUUACUAAACUUACUGUAGAGGAACCUGAGUUUAACUCAGUGAAGGUAAACCUGCCAAUAAUUCGAAAUUCUGGGACACUCGGCAAUGUUACUGUUCAGUGGGUUGCCACUAUUAAUGGACAGCUUGCUACUGGCGACCUGCGAGUUGUCUCAGGUAAUGUGACCUUUGCCCCUGGGGAAACCAUUCAAACCUUGUUGUUAGAGGUCCUGGCUGACGACGUUCCGGAGAUUGAAGAGGUUAUCCAAGUGCAACUAACUGAUGCCUCUGGUGGAGGUACUGUUGGGUUAGAUCGAGUGGCAAAUAUUAUUAUUCCUGCCAAUGAUAAUCCUUAUGGUACAGUAGCCUUUGUUCAGUCGGUUUCUCGUGUUCAAGAGCCCCUGGAGAGAAGUUCCUGUGCUAACAUAACUGUCAGGAGAAGCGGAGGGCACUUUGGCCGGCUGUUGUUGUUCUACGGCACUUCUGAUAUUGAUGUAGUGGCUCUUGCAGUUGAGGAGGGUCAAGACUUACUGUCCUUCUAUGAAUCGCCAAUUCAAGGGGUACCGGACCCACUUUGGAGAACUUGGGUGAAUGUCUCUGCGAUGGGGGAGCCCCAGGAUACUUGUGCCACUUUGUGCCUCAAAGAACACGCGUGCUCAGCGUUUUCCUUUCUCAGUGCUUCUGAAGGCCCCCAGUGCUUUUGGAUGACUUCCUGGACCAGCCCAACUGCUAACAACUCAGACUUCUGGACCUAUAAGAAGAACGUGACCAGAGUAGCAUCUCUUUUUAGCGGUCAGGCUGUGGCUGGUAGUGACUAUGAGCCUGUGACGAGGCAGUGGGCCAUCAUGCGGGAAGGCGAUGAAUUUGCAAAUCUCACCGUUUCUAUUCUUCCCGACAAUUUCCCAGAGAUGGAUGAGAGUUUCCUGAUUUCUCUCCUCGAAGUUCAUCUCAUGAACAUCACAGCCAGUUUUAAAAACCAGCCAACCAUAGGACAGCCAAACACUUCUACAGUCGUCAUAGCAUUAAAUGGUGAUGCCUUCGGAGUGUUUGUGAUCUACAGUAUUAGUCCCAACACCUCCGAAGAAGGCUUAUAUGUCGAAGUUCAGGAGCAGCCUCAAAGCACAGUGGAGAUGGUGAUCCACAGGACAGGGGGCAGCUUAGGUCAGGUGACAGUCGAAUGGCGUGUCGUUGGUGGAACAGCUACUGAAGGUUUAGAUUUUAUAGGUGCUGGAGACAUUCUGACUUUUGCUGAAGGUGAAACCAAAAAGGUUGCCAUUUUGACCAUUUUGGAUGACUCCGAGCCAGAGGAUGAUGAAAUCAUUGUAGUUAGUUUGGUGUACACGGAAGGUGGAAGUAGAAUUUUGCCCAGUUCCGACACCAUCAGAGUGAACAUUUUGGCCAAUGACAAUGUGGCGGGCGUUGUUAGCUUUCAGACUGCUUCCAGAUCUGUCAUAGGUCAUGAAGGAGAAACUUUACAGUUCCAUGUGAUAAGAACACCCCCUGGUCGAGGAAAUGUUACUGUUAACUGGAAAAUUAUUGGGCAAAACCGAGAACUCAAUUUUGCUGACUCUACUGGUCAGCUCUUCUUUCCUGAGGGGUCAUUGAAUAAAACAAUAUCUGUGCAUUUGUUGGAUGACAAUAUUCCUGAGGAGAAAGAAGUAUACCAGGUCAUUCUGUAUGAUGUCAGGACACAAGGAGUUUCACCAGCAGGUGCUGCUCUGCUCGACGCUCAAGGAUAUGCAGCUGUUCUGACCGUAGAAGCCAGUGAUGAACCACACGGAGUGUUAAAUUUUGCUCUUUCAUCAAGAUUUGUUUUGCUGCAGGAGGCUAACACAACAGUUAAGCUUUUCAUCAACAGAGAAUUCGGAUCUCUAGGAGCAAUUAAUGUCACGUAUGCCACAGUUCCUGGAAUGUUGAGCCGAAAGAACCAAACAGAAGGAAACCUCGCUGAGCCAGAUGUGGACUUCGUCCCAGUCAUUGGCUUUCUGAUUUUAGAAGAAGGGGAAACAGCAGGAGCCAUCGACAUUACUAUCCUUGAGGACGAUAUACCAGAACUAGAAGAAUGUUUCCUCGUGAAUUUAACUCAUGUGGAACUUAUCAUGGCUCCUUUCACUUCGUUUCCUCCUAGAUUAGAUUCAGAGGGCUUGACUGCCCAAAUCAUCAUUGAUGCGAAUGAUGGUGCUCGAGGCGUAGUCAAGUGGCAGCAGAGCAGGUUUGAAGUAAAUGAAACCCAAGGAAGUCUAACGUUGGUAGCCCAGAGGAGCACAGGGGCUCUUGGCCCUGUUUCCCUGUUUGUGUAUGCCCAGAAUUUGGAAGCGCAGCUGGGAGUGGAUUACGCCUUUACACCAAUGAUUCUUCAUUUCGCUAAUGGAGAAAGGUAUAAAAACGUUGACAUAGUGAUUCUUGAUGAUGACAUUCCAGAAGGAGAUGAAGCAUUUCAGCUGAUUUUAACAAAUCCUUCUUCUGGACUGGAGCUGGGAGAAAGUAUAGUAGCCUUCAUUACCAUCCUUGCUAAUGACGAUGGCCCUGGAGUUCUGUCGUUUAACAACAGUGAGCACUUUUUCCUACGAGAACCGACAGCUGUCUACGUCCAGGAGAGUAUGGCAGUGUUGAACGUUGUUCGGGAACCUGCCCAAGGACUGUUUGGAACUGUGACCGUUCAGUUCAUUGUGACAGAAGUGAAUUCUUCAGUGGAGUCGAAAGACCUGACUCCUUCCAAAGGCUAUGUUGUUUUAGAAGAAGGUGUUCGUUUCAAGGCCCUACACAUAUCUGCCAUACUGGACACAGAACCAGAGAUGGAUGAGCAUUUUGUUUGCACCUUGUUUAAUCCGACUGGAGGUGCUAGACUAGGGGCACAUGUUCAAACCCUGAUAACCAUUUUGCAGAACCAGGCCCCUUUGGGGCUAUUCAGUAUCUCUGCAGUUGCAAAUAGAGGCACCUCUGUAAACAUUGAAGAAGCCAACAGGACUGUGUAUUUAAGUGUGUCACGUACUAAUGGCAUUGAUUUAGCCGUGAGUGUGGAGUGGGAGACAGUUUCUGAAACAGCCUUCGGCAUGAGGGGAAUGGAUGUUACGUUUUCUACUUUUCAAAGCUUUCUGGAUGCAUCAGCUUCUGGCUGGUGUUUCUUUACUUUGGAAGACUCGGUACAUGGUUUAAUGUUAAGAAAAUUGUCUUCUACUCUUUACCGAUGGCAAGGGAUUUUUGUCCCAUUAGAGGAUUUAAGUAUAGAAAAUCCUAAAACAUGUGAAGCUUUUAAUAUUGGUCUUUCCCCCUACUUUGUGAUUACUCAUGAAGAGAGAAAUGAAGAAAAGUCUUCUGUUAAUAGUGUGUAUAUGUUCACAUCUGGAUUCAAAUUAUUCCUGGUACAAACAAUCAAUAUUUCAGAAAGUUCUCAAGUAAGAUAUUUUACUUCAGACAGUCAAGGUUAUUUGAUUGUUGCAAGUCAAAGUGAUGAUUCUCAAUUAACUCAGGUCUUCAGGUGGAAUGGAGGAAGCUUUGUGUGGCAUCAGACCCUCUCUGUCCGAGGUGUGCUGAGCAUGGCCUUGUUCACCAGAGGCGGCGCUGUGUUUUUAGCCAUUGCCCAGGCUAAUGCCAGGUCAAACUCCCUUUUACUCAGGUGGUCCAGCAAUGAGUUUACUAACUUCCAGGAAGUUCCCGUCAGUGGAACAACACAAGUGGAAGCCUUGACUUCAGGCGAUGAUAUUUACUUAAUUUUUGUCAACACUGUCUUUCUAGGAGAUCAGAAUUCAGUUGACAUUUUCGUCUGGGAGGCAGGACAGUCUUCUUUCAGAUAUUUUCAAUCCCUGGAUUUUGCAGCUGUUAAUAAGAUCCACUCUUUCACACCAGCUUCAGGAAUAGUCCACUUACUUCUUCUUGGCCAAGCUGUGUCUGCGCUUUACUGCUGGAAUUCAGAGCUGAAUCACUUCUCUCUUAUUCUUGAAGCACCAUCUGCUUCUGAUGCAGCCUUUGUUACAGUGAAGUCCCUUAAUUCAAGCAAAAAUUUAAUUGCUCUUGCAGGAGCCACCCACUCACAUAUAUAUGAGCUAGCCUACGUCUCAAGCCAGUCUGACUUUAUUCCUAGUUCAGGUGAAUUGAUAUUUGAGCCUGGAGACAAAGAAGCUAUAAUAGCGGUAAAUGUCCUCGAUGAUACAGUUCCGGAGGAAGACGAAUCCUUCAGAGUUCAGCUUAAAAAUCCCAAAGGAGGAGCAGAGAUUGGUAUUAAUGGUUACGUACAAAUAACUAUUCUGUCUAAUGAUGAUGCCUAUGGAGUUGUUGGAUUUGCUCAGAAUUCAUUAUAUAAGCAAGUGGAAGAAAUGGAGCAAGAUAGCCUAGUAACCUUGAAUGUGGAACGCUUAAAAGGAACAUAUGGUCGUAUAACCGUAGCGUGGGAAGCUGACGGAAGUAUUAGUGAUAUAUUUCCUACCUCAGGAGUGAUUUCAUUUUCUGAAGGCCAGGCACUGUCUACAAUUACUCUGACUGUUCUUGCGGAUGAUCUACCAGAAUUGUCAGAGAUUGUCAUUGUAACACUCAUCCAUAUUAUCACAGAAGGGGUUGAGGACCUAUCAAAAGGUGCUACUAUUGAUCAGAAAAGAAACCAGUCUGUGAUAACCACUCUGCCCAAUGACUCACCUUAUGGCUUGGUUGGCUGGCAUGCUGAGUCUCUCUUCAUUAAAGUAGCAGAGCCUAAAGAGAACGUCACUGCUCUUCAGUUACAAAUCGUUCGAGAUAAAGGAUUACUUGGAGACAUAGCCAUUCAGUUGGUAGCUAAAUCCAAUUUCUUACUGCACAUCAAUAAUCAAGCCACUGAGAAUGAAGAUUAUGUGCUACAAGAAACAAUGAUAAUAAUGAAAGAAAACAUAAAAGAAACUUACGUCAAAGUUGCAAUUUUGCCGGAUGAUGUUCCUGAGCUGGAGGAAGGGUUUAUUGUCAGCAUCACGGAGGUGCGCCUGGUGAACUCUGACUUCUCUGCAGGACAGCCCAGUGUGCGAAGGCCGGGGCUGGAAAUGGCUGAGAUAAUGAUUGAAGAAAAUGAUGAUCCCAGAGGAAUUUUUAAGUUCCACAUUACCAGAGAUGUUGCAGUUAUUACUGCCUAUGAGGUGCCUCCACCCAUGAAUGUUCUUCAAGUUCCUGUAGUUCGGCUGGCUGGAAGCUUUGGGGAAGUAAAGGUUUAUUGGAAAGCAGCAGUGGAUAGUGCUGGCCUGGAAGACUUUAAGCCGUCUCAUGGGAUUCUUGAAUUUGCAGAUAGACAAGUUAUGGCAGUGAUAGAAAUCACCAUAAUUGAUGAUGAUGAAUUUGAGCUCAUGGAGAUAUUCAAUAUUUCCUUAAUCAAGGUGGCUGGAGGUGGCAGACUUGGCGAUGAUGUUGUGGUAACUGUUGUUAUUCCACAAAAUGACUCUCCAUUUGGAGUAUUUGGAUUUGAAGAAAAGACUGUAAUGGUAGAUGAAUCCCUUUUGUCUGAUGACCCUGAUUCAUACGUGACAUUGACAGUUGUCCGGUCCCCAGGAGGUAAAGGAGCUGUCCGACUUCAGUGGACCAUAGAUGAGAUGGCUAAGGAUGACCUCAGUCCUUUAAGUGGGACGCUUCAUUUUGAUGAGACUGAUUCCCAGAAGACCAUUGUGCUGCACGCACUUCAGGACGCCAUGCUGGAGGAGGACAGGCGUUUCACCAUUCAGCUGCUCUCAGUUGAUGAGGUAGAAAUAUCUCCAGUAAAAGGUAGCGCAUCAAUAAUCAUUCGAGGAGAUAAGGGAGCAUCUGGAGAAGUUGGGAUAGCUGCAUCAUCUAGGCACGUCCUCAUUGGAGAACCCUCAGCAAAAUAUAAUGGUACUGCCAUCAUCAGCCUUAUUCGUGGCCCAGCGAUUUCUGGGGAGGUCACAGUGUCCUGGAGGAUAGUCCCUCCUUCCUUGGAGGAAUUUGCUGAAACAUCAGGAAAGCUCAGGAUGCGAGAUGGACAGUCUGCGGCCAUUGUAGUGAUACAGGCUUUGACCGAUGACCUCCCCGAGGAAAAGCGUUUCUAUGAGUUUCAGCUCACUGGGGUCAGCGAGGGCGGACUGUUGAGCGAGUCUAGCACCACCGCCAACAUCACCAUGGUGGCUAGUGACUUUCCCUAUGGCCGGUUCGCCUUUUCUCAAGAGCAGCUGCGAGUGACGGAGGAAGUACGAAAGGUUAACCUCACAGUCAUCCGAUCGGGUGGGUCUUUCGGCCGCGUGAGGCUCUGCUUGGAGGCUGUGAGCGGGACAGCCGAGGUCGGCGUGGACUUCCUGCCUCCACCCGUGCAGCUCCUCUUUGAAGCCAGAGAGACGGUGAAAAGCGUGCACAUUGAAAUCCUUGAUGACAGCCUUCCUGAAGGUCCUGAGGAAUUUUCCCUCGUGAUGACGGAGGUGGAACUCCUGGGAAGAGGGUAUGAUUUUACCAUCCAAGAAAACGGACUUCAAAUAGACCAACCUCCUGAAAUAGGAAACAUCUCCGUUGUCCGAAUCAUCAUAAUGAAAAAUGAUAAUGCAGAGGGAAUCAUUGAAUUUGACCCAAGGUAUACCACCUUUGAAGUGGAGGAAGACAUAGGGAUGAUCAUGAUUCCCGUGCAGAGGCUUCACAGCACUUACGGCCGUGUCACGGCUGAUCUCAUCUCUCAGAGCUCCUCUGCGGUUCCUGGUGGUGUCGAUUAUGUACUGCAUGGUAGUUCCGUCACCUUUCAGCAUGGGCAGAACUUAAGUUUUAUAAAUGUUUCCAUCAUUGAUGACGAUGAAAGUGAAUUUGAGGAGCCCAUUGAAAUUAUGCUCGUUGGAGCUACUGGUGGAGCGGUCCUUGGGCGCCACCUAGUGUGCAGAAUCACGAUUGCCAAGAGUGACUCUCCUUUCGGUGUAAUAAGAUUUCUCAAUCAAAGCAGAGUUUCUGUUCCUAAUCCCAGUUCCACAGUGAUUUUACCCUUGAUGCUGGAGCGGACCGGAGGACUCUUGGGAGAGAUUCAGGUGAACUGGGAGAUAGUAGGACCCAAUUCUCAGGAAGCCUUACCAUCGCAGAACCGGGACAUCGCGGACCCGGUGAGCGGGUCCUUCUCUUUUGGAGAUGGGGAAGGUGGAGUGAGAAGCAUCAUUCUGGGAAUCUAUCCACAUGAUGACAUUGAAAUUGAAAAGACUUUCAUCAUUAAACUUAAACUUGUGAAAGGAGAAGCUCAAUUAGACUCCACAGCUAAAGAUAUUACAUUAACAAUAGAGAAGUUUGGUGAUCCUAAUGGAGUGAUUCAGUUUGCUCCCGAGUCUUUGUCUGAGGAGACCUAUUUGGAGCCAUCCACUCUGGAAGGGCCGCUGAUCAUUACCUUCUUUGUCAGAAGACUCAAGGGUGUUUCAGGAGAGAUUAUGGUUUAUUGGGAAUUAAGUAGUGAGUUCGAUAUUACUGGAGACUUUCUCUCUACAAAAGGAAUUUUCACCAUUGCUGAUGGAGACAGUGAAGCCAGCUUUGAUGUUCAUUUGCUGCCAGAUGAUAUUCCUGAGAUAGAGGAAGUGUAUGUGCUCCAGCUUGUUUCAGUAAAGGGAGGAGCAAAACUGGAUACAGAAAAGUGUGUCAUUCGGUUCUCUGUUCCUGCAAAUGACGACCCGCAUGGAAUAUUUGCCCUGUAUUCAGAUCAUCAGUCCGUACUUAUCGGGCAGAACCUUCGUAGAUUGCUCCAAAUUAAUGUAACCCGGCUUGCGGGCACAUUUGGAGAUGUGGCUGUUAGAUAUCGAAUAUCAUCUGACUCCAAGGCGCAGUCUGUUGUUACAGAAAAUGCAGAGAGGCAGUUGGUGGUCAGAGAUGGUACCAGAUAUAAAGUGGACUCAGUGCCAGUCCAGGGGCAGGUCUUCCUACCCCUGGGCUCGAAUUUCACCUUACAGCUGGUGACCGUGAUGCUUGUUGGUGGAAGUUUCUAUGGCGUGCCCAAAAUUCUCCAGGAAGCAAAAUCCGCCCUCCUUCCAGUUCCAGAGAAAGCUGCCAAUUCUCAGGUUGGGUUUGAAUCUACUGCUUUUCCACUCACGGACAUCGCUGCCGGGACAAGCCAAGCUGUGAUUUCUAGGAGAGGCACGUAUGGCUCUCUCAAGGUUUCCUGGGCAGCUGGAUACGUUCCUGGGUCAGAAAUCCCUGAAUUCACUGCUGUUGGCAACAUGACCCCCAAAGUAGGGAGGCUUUCCUUUUCCCAUGGAGAAGAAAGUAAAAGAGUCUUGCUUUGGACACACCCAAGCCCUGGGUGGCUGGAGGCCUUUGUCGUUCAUCUCUCUGGAGUGCAGAGCAGUGUCCCCGGUGGGGCUCAGCUUCGGUCAGGUUUCACUGUUGCUGAAAUUGAACCGAUGGGAGUCUUUCAAUUUUCCCCCAGUUCAAGAAAUAUCAUUGUGUCAGAGGAUACACAGAUGAUCAGAUUACAUGUACAAAGACUGUUUGGGUUCCACGGGGAGCUUAUUAAAGUUUCCUAUCAGACAACUGCAGGGAGGGCAAAGCCCCAGGAAGACUUUGAGCCUGUUCAGAAUGGGGAACUGCUUUUCCAAAAAUUCCAAGUUGAGGUUGAUUUUGAAAUAAUUAUUAUUGAUGAUGAACUUCCUGAGAUAGAAGAAAUUUUUUACAUUAAUCUAACUUCAGUGGAAAUUAAAGGAUUGCCAAAAUUUGAUUCUAAUUGGAGACCACGCCUGAAUCGAGAUUUCAGCGUGGCAGUGAUCACAAUAUUGGAUAAUGAUGACCUGGCAGGAACGGAUACUUCUUUCGCCAAGACAGCUGUGACCACAGCAGUGGACACAGCCCUUCCUCUGGAAACCGACUCUGCCACCACACACCCUGACACAACCGAGAUUACUGCCAUUCCACAGCCCACCGAAGUGGUCGCCUUGGUUACGGAGGUGGCUGGCGUAUCUCCCAUCCCUGAGGACCUUGUCACUCUUGCUGGGCCCUCUGCCAUGUCUGAGAAGCCUAAUGCGGCCACUGUAACUACAGAUACCUCCGUUCAUGGAACAUUUAGUCUUGGGCCCCCUGUUGUUUACGUCGAAGAGGAAAUGGAGAAUGGCACGUUGAACGCUGCAGAGGUUCUUGUCCGGAGAACUGGUGGGUCUGCUGGCAAUGUCAGCGUAACAGUUAGAACUUUCGGUGAGACAUCUGCUCAGAAGGAACCAAAUGCAUUGCCUUUUCCUGACAGCCAUGGAAUUUCCAACCUAACAUGGGCAACCGAAGAAGAAGAUUUUGGAGCGCAGACUCUCAUCCUUUCGUUUGUAGAUGGAGAAAGAGAACGUAAAGUGUCGAUUCCAAUUCUGGAUGAUGGUGACCCCGAGGGACAGGAAUUCUUCUAUGUGUUUCUCACAGACCCACAAGGGGGAGCACAGAUCGUGAAGGGAGAGGAUGACGCUGGCUUUGCAGCUUUUGCCAUGAUCGUUAUUACAGGGAGUGAUCUUCACAAUGGCAUUAUAGGAUUCAGUGAGGAGUCCCAGAGUAGACUGGAGCUUGGUGAAGAAACUGAGAUGAGCAGUCUGCGACUUACUGUUACAAGGCAGCCAAACAGAGCCUUCGAAGAUGUCAGGGUCUUUUGGCGAGUCACAUUUAACAAAACAGCUGCUGUGCUCCAGAAAGAUGGUGUGAACCUGGUGGAUCAGCUUCUGUCUGUAGCAGGGACCACUGUCUGCAUGGCAGGCCAAACAAAGGGCUUGAUCACCAUUGAGCUCAAGCCUGGAAAGAUACCUCAAAGUGAAAUAGAUUUUUUUGUGGAACUGUACAAAGUAACAGCUGGAGCAGCUCUAAACAAUAGUGCCAGAUUUGCACAGAUUAAAUUAUUACAGCGUGAUAAACCUCCAAGUCUCGUGUACUUCUCUGUGGGUUCUCGACUGCCGGUGGCUCAUAAGAAGGCCACUCUCAUUAGUCUGCAAGUGGCCAGAGAGCAUGGGGCAGGACUAGUGAUGUCUGUCAACUUCAGCACCCAGGAGUUGAGGAGCGCCGAGACCAUCGGUCGUACUCUCAUAUCUCCAGCUAUUUCUGGGAAAGACUUUGUGAGAACUGAAGGCACAUUGAUCUUUGAGCCUGGCCAGAGAACCACUGUCCUCGAUGUCAUCCUCACGCCAGAGACAGGGUCUUUGAAUCCAUUUCCUAAACGCUUCCAGAUCGUGCUUUUUGACCCAAGAGGGGGUGCUGGAGUUGAUAAAGUAUACGGGACCGCGAACAUCACUCUCGUCUCUGACACAAACUCCCAGGCCUUUUGGGGGCUUGCGGAUCAGCUGCAGCAGCCCCUGGACGGUGACAUUCUCAACAGGGUGCUCCACAGCGUCAGUGUGAAAGUGGCCACAGAGAACACAGAUGAACAGCUCAGCGCCGUGCUGUAUUUAAUAGACAAGAUAACUGUUGAAGGAAAACAACAAGCAUUAAGCAUUGAAAGCCGAAAUCUUUUCUAUGAGAUCCUUUGUGCUCUCGUUAACCCAAAGCGCAAGGACACUAGAGGAUUCAGUCACUUUACUGAAGUGACGGAGAAUUUUGCCUUUUCUCUACUGACUGAUGUUACGUGUGGCUCUCCUGGUGAAAAAGGCAAAACCAUCCUUGACAGCUGCCCGUAUUUGUCCAUACUGGCUCUUCACUGGUACCCUCAGCAGAUCAAUGGGCACAAGUUUGAAGGAAAAGAAGGUGAUUAUAUUCGAGUUCCAGAGAGGUUAUUGGAUGUUCUGGAUGCAGAAAUAAUGGCCGGGAGAAGCACGUGUGAAUUAGUCCAGUUUACAGAAUAUAGCAGCCAGCAGUGGUUUAUGACUGGAAACAAUUUCCAUGCCCUGAAAAAUAAGGUAUUAUCUUUGAGUGUGAAAGGUCAGAGUUCACAACCCCUGACCAACAGCAAUGAGAUUCUCUACAGGAUUUAUGCUGCCGAGCCUAGAAUUGUUCCUAAGACUCCUCUGUGUCUCCUUUGGAAUCCGUCUGCUGCGAGCUGGUUGUCCGACAGUCAGUUUUGCAAAGUGGUUGAGGACACUUCGGGCUACGUGGAAUGUGCCUGUUCAUACAUGUCUGUGUACGCAGUCUACGCCCAGACUGACAACUUGUCUUCAUACAAUGAAGCUUUUUUCUCUUCUGGAUUUAUAUGUAUUUCAGGUCUCUGCCUGGCUGUUCUUUCCCAUAUCUUCUGUGCCAGGUAUUCCAUGUUUGCGGCUAAACUUCUGACUCACAUGCUGGCAGCCAGCUUAGGUACACAGAUUGUAUUUCUGGCAUCUGCAUACGCAAGUCCCCAACUCACAGAGGAGAGCUGUUCAGCCAUUGCCGCAGUCACACAUUACCUGUAUCUUUGCCAGUUUAGCUGGAUGCUCAUCCAGUCUGUGAAUUUCUGGUACGUGCUGGUGAUGAAUGAUGAACACACAGAAAGGCGCUAUCUGCUCUUCCUCCUUCUGAGCUGGGGACUCCCAGCUUUAGUGGUGAUCCUCCUCAUAGUUGUUUUGAGAGCAGCCUAUCAUCAGAGCAUGCCACAGAUCUAUGGACUCAUCCACGGUGACCUGUGUUUCAUCCCAAACGUCUACGCAGCUCUGUUCACUGCAGCCCUCGUCCCGGUAACGUGCCUCGUGGUGGUGUUCGUGGUGUUCACCCACGCCUACCAGGUGAAGCCACAGUGGAGAGCAUACGAUGACGUCUUCAGAGGAAGGACAAAUGCUGCAGAAAUUCCACUGGUUUUGUAUCUCUUUGCCCUGAUUUCAAUGACAUGGCUUUGGGGAGGCCUGCACAUGGCUUACAGACACUUCUGGAUGUUGGUUCUGUUCAUCAUUUUCAACAGCUUGCAGGGACUUUACGUUUUUGUGGUUUAUUUCAUUCUGCACAACCAGACGUGCUGCCCUAUGAAGGCCAGCUACACAGUGGAAAUGAAUGGGCACCCCGGACCUAGCACCACCUUCUUCACCCCCGGGAGUGGAAUGCCUGCUGCUGGGGGCGAGAUCAGCAAGUCCACCCAGAAUCUUAUCAGUGCUAUGGAGGAGGUACCACCUGACUGGGAGACAGCAUCCUUCCAGCAAGCCAGUCAGGCCAGCCCUGACUUAAAGCCAAGCCCACAAAAUGGCGCCAUGUUCCCUUCCUCUGGAGGAUAUGGCCAGGGGUCACUAGUAGCCGAUGAGGAGUCCCAGGAGUUUGAUGACUUGAUAUUUGCAUUAAAAACUGGCGCUGGUCUCAGUGUCAGUGAUAAUGAAUCCGGUCAAGGCAGCCAGGAGGGAGGCACCUUGACUGACUCCCAGAUUGUGGAACUCAGAAGAAUCCCCAUUGCCGACACCCACCUCUAG
Molecule: messenger RNA, 18978 nt
Organism: Budorcas taxicolor (takin)
Lineage: Eukaryota; Metazoa; Chordata; Mammalia; Artiodactyla; Bovidae
Gene: ADGRV1
Product: adhesion G protein-coupled receptor V1
Exons: 90
Coding region: 1-18978 (6325 amino acids)
Biological process (GO): cell communication; cell surface receptor signaling pathway; G protein-coupled receptor signaling pathway
Cellular component (GO): membrane
Molecular function (GO): G protein-coupled receptor activity
Source: RefSeq, a predicted model, not a curated record